Messenger RNA from Gracilinanus agilis (Agile Gracile Mouse Opossum), 1059 nucleotides. RefSeq names its product keratin associated like protein 29-1 (gene KRTAP29-1). The coding region runs from base 1 to 1059 and encodes 352 amino acids. Gene Ontology annotation, molecular function: structural molecule activity. The transcript has a single exon. Lineage: Eukaryota; Metazoa; Chordata; Mammalia; Didelphimorphia; Didelphidae. Gene Ontology annotation, cellular component: keratin filament. The record is from RefSeq and is a predicted model, not a curated record.
AUGCCUGAUAGCUGUUGUCUCAGAUCCUGCCAGGCCAUUCCAUCUGCACCUACCAUGCCUCUCUAUUCCAGUGGUGGGACCUGUGGAAAUGCUAUCUGUUUGCCUAGUUCCUGCCAAGGCAAAACAUGGCAACUGGUCACCUGCCAAGAAAACUGCCAGUCAUCUAGCUGUAAUUUGACUUAUCCUGAACCUACAUGUUGUGAGCCUAGUUCCUGCCAACUAACUUGCCUUCCAUCAACAUCUCGUGUGGGUUUUGUCUGUCGACCUAUUUGCAAUAGUACUAUGUGUGGCCCAUCAGCUUGCAUUGUCAACAGUUGUCCACCGCCUUGCUCUGAAUCUCGUUCCUGCCAAUCAAAUUGUGAUACCACUCCUUGUCAACCAGCUUCUUCUCAGGAAGCAGUGUGUGUGACUGGGUCAUGCCAACCAACAGGUUGCGACUCCAAUUCCUGCCAGCCAGUCUGCUCCGAAUCCAGUUCUUGUCUUCGGAUGUGCUGUCAGCCAACUGUCUGCAUGCCCAGUUCAUGCCAACCAACUUCUUGUCAGAUAAGUUCAUGCCCAGCAACUAGCUGUGAAGGCCAGUCCUGUGGAGCAACUUGCUAUCAACCUGUCUGCUUUCUCAGCUCUUGCCAGCCCUUUCCUUGUAUGCCCGUUUCCUGUCAGCCAUCUUUCUGUAUGCCUACUCCUUACAAACCUACUUUCUAUGUACCGAUGUCCUUCCAGUCCUUUUAUUGCCAGCCACCUUCUUACAUGUCUUAUGUCUACCAACCUGCCAGCUGCCAACCCAAAUGCUCUGUGCAGAAUUCCUGCAAAGCAACCUGUGGAAACCCUGUCUUCUGCCAGCCAACUCGCUGUGUGCCCUCUUCCUACAAAGAGGAUGGAUGCAAGUCUACUUCUUUCCAGCCAGCUUGCUGUGUGACUGGUUCUGAAAAACUGUCUGGCUGUGGUACUAGUUACUAUCAACCCACUUGCCCAAGUUCCUGCAAGACGAGUAGCUGCCGGCUCAGGACCUGCCAACCCAAAAGCUACAUAUCCAACACCCGUAAGGGGACCUAUUGCUAA